This is a messenger RNA of Trichoderma atroviride IMI 206040, 3018 nucleotides long. The record is from RefSeq and is a predicted model, not a curated record. Lineage: Eukaryota; Fungi; Ascomycota; Sordariomycetes; Hypocreales; Hypocreaceae.
AUGUCGAACCCUGAAGACUAUACGGUUGGAUGGAUCUGCGCUAUAGCUACCGAGUAUGUUGCUGCGCGGGCCUUUCUCGAUGAGAAACACGAUGGACCGGAAUACGUUUCUCUGAAUGAUAAUAACGAUUACACACUGGGCCGGGUUGGAAAGCACAACGUUGUUAUUGCUGUAUUGCCCGACGGCGAGUACGGCACAGCUUCUGCAGCAAUUACUGCAAGGGAUAUGCUGCAUAGUUUCCCUAAUGUCAGAAUCGGUCUCAUGGUUGGCAUUGGCGGCGGCGCGCCAAGCAGAAAGCAUGAUAUUCGUCUUGGAGAUAUUGUUGUUAGUUCUCCCCGCAAUAGGGAGAGCGGCGUAUUCCAAUACGACUUUGGUAAAACGAUACAGGACCAAAGCUUUCAACAUACCAGAUUCCUCAACCAGCCACCAAUAGUUUUGCGAACAGCGAUAAACGGAUUAAAAACUGAAUACAAGGAAGACGGCCAUCAACUUGAUGAAGCUAUAACUAGUCUUCUUGAAAAUAAGCCAAGAUUGCAAAAAGAGUUUAAGCGGCCCGACGCAAGUAGCGACAGGCUUUAUAAAAGCGACGUUAUCCACGUGCACUCAGCGGAUGAAAUAGGCUGUGCAGCUGUUUGCGGAAAUGAGCCAUUGAACUUUGUACCCCGGACUGAACGGGUAGAAAGCGAUGAUAAUCCUGCUAUUCAUUACGGCACAAUUGCUUCAGCAGAUCAGUUAAUGAAGGAUGCAAUAAUAAGAGACAGACUCGCAGCGGAGAAGAAUGUUUUAUGCUUUGAAAUGGAAGCGGCAGGGUUGAUGAAUCACUUUCCCUGUCUAGUCAUCCGUGGUAUUUGCGACUACUCAGACUCACACAAGAAUAAGGAUUGGCAAGGAUAUGCGGCUAUGACGGCAGCUGCAUAUGCAAAAGCUCUUCUUUAUCGAAUAGCUCCAAAUAAGGUCGAAGCUGAAAAGAAGAUCAGCGUUCUGUCCGGUCUUUAUGAAGUUGCUCGAGAGCACCGGGAUAUUGCAAAAGAACAACUUAGAUCCCAGAAAGCUUUAGCCGAAGAAAGGCUAUCUGAAAAAGAGCAAAAAUGUCACCAACUAUUCCGUCUCACAGCCAGUGGCAAGGAUGACGCCACAUAUGAGUGGUACAAGGGCCGAGUGGAAGAAAGGGUUGAAGGCACAUGCCUUUGGUUUCUCAAGCACGAGUACUUCCAAACGUGGUUGAAACAGGAGUCAGGUCCACUGCUAGUUACAGCAGAUCCUGGUUGUGGAAAGUCGGUGUUGGCAAAGUACUUGAUCGACCACGAGCUGCCACAGCAAGGAUCAAAAAUCAUCUGCUACUUCUUCUUCAAAGAUCAAGACCAGAAUACUUCCCGUCAAGCACUAUGCGCACUGCUCCACCAGCUCUUCUCCCAGAAGCCCCAUUUAAUUAAGCACGCUAUGCCGCAGUUUUAUAAAAAUGGGCAAAAUUUAAUUAACUCUACAGACUCGCUCUGGAAGAUUAUACAGGGCGCCAUAAAAGAUCCUGAGGCUGGACCUAUAAUUAUAGUCCUUGAUGCCUUAGAUGAGUGCGCUGAAUCCGAGUUCGAAGACUUGAUGCGGAAUAUAAAGAGUCAAUUCCAUAGCGACUCUUUAAGUCCUGGGAAGUUGAAAUAUCUUUUAUUAUGCCGCCCCUACGAGCAGAUUAUAUGCAACUUCCGCAGCCUGUUAGAUGCCUUUCCAAAAAUCCAUAUACCAGGAGAGGAACAGUCUGAGACAAUCAGCCAUGAGGUGAAUUCGGUUAUUGAGCACCGUGUCAUUCAACUAUCAAAGUCAAAGGAUCUUUCGCCGUUAAUUACAAACCACUUGGAGAAAAAACUAAAGGAGACUCCUCAUCGCACUUACCUCUGGUUAUACCUUAUAUUUGAUUAUUUGGAGAAUAAAAUCUUCAAGAAGACACGACGGGCAGUUGAAGAACUUAUUAAAACACUCCCAAAAAGCGUUAAUGAAGCAUAUGAUCAAGUUCUUAACAAGUCUGGGCAACGUCUACUGGCUAAGAAGGCCUUAAGCAUUAUUUUAGCGGCCAGCCGACCACUUACAUUAUCGGAAAUGAAUGUUGCUAUGAAUAUAGAUGAAGCGGUACAAACUAUUUACGAUCUUGAUUUGGAAGACGAUGCUGCCUUCAAGUUACGGCUUAGGUCUUUAUGUGGAUUAUUCAUCUCAAUAUAUCAUGGCAAGAUUUAUUUUCUUCAUCAAACCGCUCGAGAGUUUCUCCUCGCAGAUUUACAAUUGCCUACAACUGUUUAUCACCCAUCAGAGCUGAAGUGGCACCAAUCUAUCACCACUCAAUACGCGCAGACAGUUCUUGCAGAGCUUUGUGUAAUCUAUCUUGACCUGUUGAACUCUGAUACUAGGCUUUCAACACAUGCAGAGAGACGAUUGAGAUACUCUGCUAACAGUGCCUUUUUGGAUUAUUCAGCUACAAAUUGGGGCGCUCAUUUCCGUCAAGCUUGCAUUACAUAUGAUGCUGCUAUUUUGCCUUCUGCAUUAAGAGUUUGCAAUCCAGAUUCAAUAAUCUUCUCAGUAUGGUAUGGCAUUUAUCGAAAAUCUACAGAUCAAAGCCCCCUCGGGAAUAUUACAGAUCUCAUGAUAGCAUCGCAUUAUGGCCAUACUGCCGUUGUGAAGCUGCUACUCGAUAAAGGAGCUAAGACUAAGGCAGGGGAGAAAUAUGGUGACACGCCGCUAAUGUGGGCCGCUUGUGGCGGGCAUGAAGCUGUGGUUAAGCUGCUGCUUGAUAAUGGAGCAGAGAUUGAGGCAAAGGAUGGACUUGGUGCGACGGCGCUAUUGAUAGCCGCUACCGGCGUAACCGCUGAGCGCGGGCGUGAAGCUAUUGUCAAGCUGCUGCUUGAUAAAGGAGCAGAUGUUGAGGCAAAGAGUAUCAGUGGCCAGACACCGCUAUCAUAUGCCACCAGGCUCGGGAACCAAACUAUAGUCAAGCUGCUGCUUGAUAAAGGAGCAGUGAAACCUAGAUAUUUAUGA